AUGUUAUUGCAAAAAUUAAAUGUUUCUAUUAGGACUGAUUUUGAAGUUCAAAAUACUGUCGAAAUUCCGACAUAUUCAGAUUUAACACAUUUUUUGGAAAAUAAAUGUAAAGCCUUAGAGUCAGUUCAGUUUACUACUUCAUACAAUAAUGAACAUUAUAAGGAUAAGAGCAAACAAUCGUAUCAAUCCUCUAGUUUUUCAUCUAAUAAAAAAUCUUCAGAAAUUAAAACUGGUUAUCCAGCCUUUAUGACAACAAGUAAUAACAAUGCCACACCAUAUCAAUCUAAUAAGGGGGACAAACUGAAAUGUGUACUGUGUUCAUCUUCACAUGCAUUAUACAGAUGUUUUUCCUUUCUUUCAAAAACACCGCAGGACCGGUUAAACUUUGCUCAACAACACAAUUUAUGUACAAAUUGUUUGUUAGCUUCCCAUUCUGUACGAAAAUGCAAUUCUUCUUUUAAAUGUAAAAUUUGUGGAUCUCCUCAUCACACAUUAUUGCAUCUGGAUAAAGCUAUAGAUAGUUAUGCAUCUAAUACUCCAAUCAAUUCAAAUUUCAAUCACACUCUUGACCGUGCAAUCCUAGAGUCAACUCCUGGCCCUUCUGUCGGUGCUAUGGCGAGCACGUUAUCUACUAAACAAUCUACGGUUUUAUUAUCUACAGCCAUUGUCGACAUCAAAGAUAUUCGGGGAAACUUUCAACAAAUUCGAAUUCUCUUUGACUCCGCUAGCAUGGCUAACUUUAUUACAGAAAAAUGUGUAAAUCGUCUUGGAUUACCACGCAAACGCUUUUCUAUUCCCAUUGAAGGACUUAAUGGAAUGUCGGCGCAAACAAAUCAGGGCGUCACACAUUGUACGAUUAAACCAUGUAAUGAUUCUAACCCUCUAUUUUCUUUUGAUAGUAUAAUUUUACCGAAAAUUUGUUCUGGUCAACCUAAGAUAAAUAUAAAUCCUUCGUCUUGGACACAUAUCCAGAAUCUUAAAUUAGCUGAUUAUUCAUUUCAUAAACCAGGUCCUAUUGACCUUUUAAUUGGUGCUGAAUUGGUACCUCAUAUUCUACGUUCGGGACGGAUUUUAGGUGAACCGGGUCAACCUGUUGCUUUAGAAACAAUUUUCGGAUAUAUUCUUCAAGGUAUGGCAGUUUCUGACCAUGUACCGUUACAUAAUUCAACUUUGCUAAGCUGCCAUACUUCUAUUGAAAAUAACUUAGAUAUUCAGCUUCAAAAAUUUUGGGAAGUUGAGGAAAUUCCUAAAAUUUCUAGCCUGUCUACUGAGGAUGUCCAGUGUGAGGAAAUUUAUAGAUCGCUAACUUAUAGAGAUCAGUCUGGCAGAUUCUGUGUACCUCUUCCGUUUAAAAUACAGAAUCCAUUCUUCCGUAAUACAUGUUAUCAAGCUCGUCGACCAUUUAUAUCACUAGAGUUCCGGCUUGCUAAAAAUCCAGAGCUUCGUAAAGCUUACUUUGAGUUUAUGCAGGAUUAUCUCAACAAUGGACAUAUGGUAUUGAUCCCUCCGGAAGACUAUAACUCUCCUACAGCUUACUACAUACCUCAUCAUUCUGUUAUAAAAAAUGAGAUAUCUGGACCUAAGCUUAGGGUGGUUUUUUUAAUGCUAGUUUUCGAGACACGAAUGGAACAUCUCUCAAUGAUUCUUUAUUUAUAG
Sitophilus oryzae (rice weevil) is the source of this 1656-nucleotide messenger RNA. RefSeq lists its product as uncharacterized. The transcript has a single exon. The record is from RefSeq and is a predicted model, not a curated record. Lineage: Eukaryota; Metazoa; Arthropoda; Insecta; Coleoptera; Curculionidae. The coding region runs from base 1 to 1656 and encodes 551 amino acids.